This is a messenger RNA of Indicator indicator, 366 nucleotides long. Its product is annotated as C-type natriuretic peptide 2-like. The record is from RefSeq and is a predicted model, not a curated record. Gene Ontology annotation, cellular component: extracellular region. Bases 1 to 366 code for a protein of 121 amino acids. The transcript has 2 exons. Lineage: Eukaryota; Metazoa; Chordata; Aves; Piciformes; Indicatoridae. Gene Ontology annotation, molecular function: hormone receptor binding; hormone activity.
AUGCUGCAGCCAUGGCCUUGCUCGCUGCUCCUCCUCAUAGCUCUGCUCUCCACCAGCGUCCAGACUGGGGCUUUGCCAAGACAGAGGCUACAGAUGCUCCUUUCCCGGUUGCUGCCCCUGGAGCCUGAGUCCACACUGGCCGAAGAGGACAUGAAGGAAGGGUCCAGCUUCGGCCCUCAGCUGCUCUCCUCCGCCCUCCCUUUCCUCCCAUCGGGGUCUAGAGCUGCCCGUCCCUCUCUCUGGCGCAGGACCCUUGCCAGUCGCAAGUGGGCACUGCCUGGAGAUUGGGCCUGGCAGGCCGUGCCCAGGGGCUGCUUUGGGCUGAAACUGGACCGAAUCGGGACUUUCAGUGGUUUGGGUUGUUAG